Leptidea sinapis is the source of this 627-nucleotide messenger RNA. Its product is annotated as G-protein coupled receptor dmsr-1-like. Gene Ontology annotation, cellular component: membrane. The transcript is spliced from 4 exons. Gene Ontology annotation, molecular function: G protein-coupled peptide receptor activity. The record is from RefSeq and is a predicted model, not a curated record. NCBI's taxonomy places the organism in Eukaryota, Metazoa, Arthropoda, Insecta, Lepidoptera, Pieridae. Bases 32 to 607 code for a protein of 191 amino acids.
UUUUGUAUUCACCAUCCACGAGGACUACGCAAUGGACCACCGUCCUUCUAAAGUGUACUUCGUGGAUUCCAACUACAAUGGAAGUCUGUACCAGAUAAACUUCUGGGUUCACGCUGUGCUCAUCAAGCUGCUUCCGUGUGUCAUACUGACCGUCAUCAGUGCGUGGCUAAUACGAGUUUUAUAUCACGCAAAUAUGAGAAAGAAAGCACUCAAAGGAUACAACGCUUGCCCUGUGACUGUUACUGACACUGGCAAUGGAAACGUAUUCACGAGAAGAUCAACGAAGCGGUCCAAAGCUGAAAGACGGACAGACAGAACCACAAGGAUGCUUGUUGCUGUGCUGUUGUUAUUCUUGUUGACAGAAUUCCCACAAGGUAUUUUAGGUUUAAUGAGCGGAAUGCUUGGCCGGUGCUUCUUCAAGCAGUGCUACAAUCUCUUCGGUGAGCUGAUGGAUGCGUUGGCACUACUGAACGGUGCUAUCAACUUCGUCCUGUACUGUUCCAUGUCGAAGCAGUUCCGGACAACCUUCAGACAGAUCUUACGUGCUAAAUGUGCUUCAGCCCCACGUGCUACCUCACAAACAGAACUACAAACUACAUAUGUGUAGAAUUAAAUCUUUAAUUAUUA